AUGGCAACUUCUAGAGGUCGUCUUCCGUUGUACCGGCAGCCAUGCCGACGCUCCGCGCUUUUACGACUCCUUGCCGCGCUCCUCCCCACACUUGCGCUCCUCGCGCAAUCCUCCGCCUUCCAUUCUUCCGCCCGAUCGCGGAAAGCCGCGCACUGGCCCGGCCGAUCGCUUGCCGGCAACAACUUGGCGCGCCACACUGCCCCCAGACCAGAAGACGUGAUACCCUCGGAUUUCGGGGGUAGAUUCAGGGAUCCCCAUGGGCCCCUCGCUACAAUGGCGUCUGCGAUCACCCCUCAGGAUGUCGAGAUCGCUCGCGCUGUUAAGCCUCCCGCGCAGAAUUCCCCGGCACCGCAACCUUCCGCUUCCCCCAAGAAGACUCCCCCCGGGAACCUUGAAACGACGCGGGCCGCAAGCGGAACGAGCGCGAGCGGAAGCACCGGGGCCAGCGGAAGCACGGGGGGAACAGGGGGAACUGUGUCGAGUGGCGGAACUGGUAGCAGUGCGGGAAAUACCAGCGGGAGCAGUACUAGCAGUUCCGGGGCAACCGCGAGCAGCAGCAACAGCACGGGUUCAUCGGGUAACACGAGCACCACGGGCAGCACAAAGAGCUCGGGCAGCAGCACGAACAGCACGGGCAGCACGGGCAGCACGGGCAGCAGCAGCUCCAACAGUACUGGAACUGGCAGCGGCAGCGGCGGUGGUAACUCGACCAGCGGCGCGAGAAGCGGGAGCAGCGGGGGAAAUUCCACCAGCGGAACCGGGAGCGGGGGCGGAACCGGGAGCGGAGGCGGAACCGGGAGCGGAGGCGGAACCGGGAGCGGAGGCGGAACCGGGAGCGGAGGCGGAACCGGGAGCGGAGGCGGAACCGGGAGCGGAGGCGGAACCGGGAGCGGAGGCGGAACCGGGAGCGGAGGCGGAACCGGGAGCGGAGGCGGAACCGGGAGCGGAGGCGGAACCGGGAGCGGAGGCGGAACCGGGAGCGGAGGCGGAACCGGGAGCGGAGGCGGAACCGGAAGCGGAGGCGGAACUGGAACCGGGGGCGGAAGUGGCAAUUCAACGGACAAGCCAUUCGUGUGGACGAUCCCGCCGCGCAGGAAGGUGCCGGGAGUGGAUAAGUCGUUCGACAAGUACUUCAAGUUCCCCGACUGGUGCAAGGAGAGCAACUGCCGCAAGGACAACAACGGGACUGUCACGCUCUCCGCCACCAACCAGUCCGUUGGAGUGUUCUACUCCAAGGACUACUACAAGUAUGGAGUCUACAGCCUGCGCAUGAAGCUGCCGAGCAACUACUCGGGCGGCAUCAUCCCGUGCUUCUACCUCAUCUCGCCGGGCCCACAAGGCUACACAGACAUUCACGACGAGAUCGACUUUGAGUUCAUCGGCGGGGAGAACCCCAUGGAUAUCACCAUCCAUACGAAUUUGAUCACAGGCGGGCAGGUCAAGCUGGAGCAGUUCAAAUUCCCGUUCGACCCGGCCGCGGAUUUCCACACGUACUCGCUAGUGUACUCUCCAAUGUAUAUCAUGUGGAUGGUUGACGACUAUCCGAUACGGAUCACCGUCAACGAGACCGGCCAUCCGUUCCCAACGCUCCCCAUGGAAUUCAAGGCUUCGAUAUGGGACUCCUCGUCGUGGAGCUGGCUCAAGGCGAACUACAGCAACGGCCCAAUUCAAGCGCAGUACCGCGAGUUUGACUUCUCCCGCUCCUGCCAGAUGCCUCAAGACCUCUCUGAACCGCCCUGUCUGCGCCUUCGCUCGUCCAAGCAUGCCCCGUGGCUGUCCAAAAUGACUCUGCCACAGCUCAGAAAGGAGAGGGCGUUUAAAAAGUUUUACACCAAGAAGAUUUACGACUGGUCUGAGGCCAACACGCCAUUCGCGAGCACACCUUGCGCCAGCAGCGCAAACGGCGGGGCUCAUUCCCGUAGCUACUCCUCUGCUGGUGACGUGGCGGAUGCUGACGUGUCACCGGGGGAACAGGCGGGGCGGAAGGCGGCGGCGGAGCUGCAGGUGCUGGGGGUGGUGGGCGCGGGGCAGAUGGGGAGCGGAAUCGCGCAGCUGGGAGCCAUGGCGGGGAUGCGAGUGGUGGUGGCGGACACGAGUCGAGCAGCACUGGAUGCAUCCAUGGCGGGGAUGCGAGUGGUGGUGGCGGACACGAGUCUAGCAGCGCUGGAUCACUGCAUCGGCGGCAUCAAGCACUCCCUGGGGCGCCUUGUUAGCAAGGGGCGACUUGAUGAGGUUGGUGGGUUGUGGGGAGGGGAAUGGGAGGGAGGCAGGGGGACAUGGGGACAUGGGGCAUGUCUGCAUGCAUGGGCGGCCCUGGGGCCCCUUGUUAGCAAAGGGCGGUUGGAUGAGGUGGGUGGGCAGGGGGAAGGCAGGGGGAAGGCAGGGGGAAGGCAGGGGGACAUGGGGUCGUGGAUGGCCGGCAUGAAGCACUCGCUGGGGCGCCUGCACACCACCCCAGAGCUGACUCCUUUGGAGCAGUCAGGCUUGGCAGCACCACCAGCGGCAACACUAACCCGGAUUCGCACCACCCCAGAGCCGAGUCCGUUGGAGCAGGCAGACUUGUUUGUGGAGGCCAGCAGCCCCAGCGAGCCAUGGGGGAGAGCGAGCCAUGGGGGAGAGCGAGCGGUGGCAGUGAGAGACAGUGCGGUGGUGAAACACGUUCUUCCCUUCCAACAGCUCUCAUAUGUGAACGCCCAAAAGUUCUCAUACGCAGCAGCAGCGGCAACACUAACCCGGAUCCGCACAACCCCAGAGCUGACUCCUUUGGAGCAGGCAGACUUUAUAGUUGAGGCGGUAGCAGAGAGCGAGGCGGUGAAGCGCAACGUGAUUGGCCGGCUGGACGGCAUCGCCCCGCACCACGCGGUGCUCGCGAGCAACACCUCCUCCAUCUCCAUCACCCGCCUUGCUGCUGCCACUAGCCGACCCGAUCAGCAUUGCCCCGCACCACGCUGUGCUGCCCAGCAACACUUCCUCCAUCUCAAUCACCCACCUUGCCGCUGCCACCAGCCGACCCGAUCAGCGCUGGCGAGCAACACGUCGUCCAUCUCCAUCACCCGCCUUGCUGCUGCCACCAGUCGACCUGAUCAGGUGAUCGGCAUGCAUUUCCUGAACCCACCUGUCAUCAUGUCGCUCAUUGAGGUGGUGAUCGGAAUGCAUUUCAUGAACCCACCUGUCAUCAUGUCAUUGGUGGAGGUGGUGCCAGGGCUUGCCACGUCAGACCACACGCUGCACCUCACCAAGGGCCUCGCGCACAGGUGGGGGGGAUUGGUGUGGAUGGGGAUAGGGGAUGGGCGCAUAGGUGGGUGGGUGGGAUGGGUGCACUGGCGGGGGGAGGAUGGGGAUGGGUGCACAGUUGGGAAGGAGAGUGGGUAUGCACGGUGGUUCGGGAAGGCGGUGUGUGAGGCGCGGGACUACCCGGGGUUCAUAGUGAAUCGCCUGCUCAUGCCCAUGAUCAACGAGGCCUUCUAUGCCCUUUUAGAAGGGGUCGGCACUGCACAGGACAUUGAUAGGGGCAUGAAGCUGGGCACUAAUCAGCCCAUGGGACCGCUACAUCUAGCCGACCUGAUAGGGCUGGACACCUGCGUGGCCAUCAUGCGAGUGUUGCAUGCGGGAUUGGGAGACGCCAAGUACCGCCCGUGCCCGCUGCUCGUGCAGUAUGUUGAUGCCGGGUGGCUGGGUCGCAAGAGUGGGCGCGGCGUGUAUGAGUAUCCAAAACAGGAGGAAGGGAAGAGGGAAGGGGAAGUGGAGGGGGAGGGUGGGGGGAAGACGGUGAGAGGGAGACAGCUGGCGGGUAGACGGACUGCGCACUAG
Messenger RNA from Closterium sp. NIES-65, 3810 nucleotides. Lineage: Eukaryota; Viridiplantae; Streptophyta; Zygnematophyceae; Desmidiales; Closteriaceae. The record is from the annotation of a GenBank genome assembly.